Messenger RNA from Macrobrachium nipponense, 1277 nucleotides. RefSeq lists its product as uncharacterized. The coding region runs from base 151 to 1134 and encodes 327 amino acids. Lineage: Eukaryota; Metazoa; Arthropoda; Malacostraca; Decapoda; Palaemonidae. The record is from RefSeq and is a predicted model, not a curated record. The transcript is spliced from 4 exons.
GUGAGUCAAUAGCGACGUUUCUCUCAUUUGCAGGACACCUUUCGCAAUCCGAGAGAAUGUCCUGUUUGCAAACAGGAAUUCAAUGGGGAAGAUCGUCGACCACGAAAUCUCCAGUGCUCACAUCAUCUCUGCACCUCUUGCAUUGACACAAUGCUCCGCAGUGGUGCCUCGUUUUGUCCCAUUUGCCGCGAAUAUGUCAGCGGCAUCUCAGCUAAGCAUUUCAAAAUUAACUAUGGCGUGGAGGAUUUCAUGAGGUUCCAGGAUUCGGCAGACAGAGGCAAGGGAUCCCAUCCCAUGUCAAAGAGGAUGGCACGAAUGAUGAAGGAAUACAUAGAUGCCACAGAGCAACUGGUGAAGGACUGUGAGGUCAGGGAAGGUCAGCUGAAAGACAGACUGAACAAGAUAACUCCGUUGGAGGAAGACUUGAACGCUGCCAUCGAGACUGUGGAGUGCGAAUUAAGGGCCAAACUCCAGGUGCUCGUCCACCUAAACACAAUGGCCAUCCAAGAGCUGGGGAGGGAGAGUAAUAGAAUUCGCAGCCAAAUUUUGGAAUCGGAAAAUAAACGGAAGGAAUUACAGGUUGUGUCUGAAGAACUUGAACAAGCAAAAACUUCAGGAGACGCUGCAAAUUCUCUUGGGAUGGCCGACGUGUGUCAUCAUGAGAUCGAGGAAUGGAUGGUCAAUCAUGAUUUGCCUCCAGAAAAUAAGGAUGCAUUGAAAAAUGCAGAAAAGGUCUGCAAAUCGACGAAAGACAAAGUUAACCUGAUUCUCGAAAUCAUAAACUCUGAAGAAAUAAAUGGCAACUUAGUCUUCCGGAGUUCUACAUUCUGCAGAAAGAUAAACUUGCCUGAAGUGAUCACGGGUGACAUCGUGCUGCAGAUGGGAGAGGAUAUAAGACUCUUAGCAGAACAAGAGCUGCUCUUUGCUGUUCAGCGUGGACGAGGUCAGGUUUCCUGCGCCAAGAUUUCUUAUCGGGGGAAUCACCUCUACUUGCAUUGCCUCUUAAACAAACUUCCUCCUCAGAAUGCCCGCACCAUCGGGUAUAAAGAGCUGAUGUCCCUGAAAGAAAAAUCGAUGCUGUCUUUUCUCGAGAUCGGAUCCAAGGAAAAGGUCUUGGGAAGAGUUUCACAUUAGGCUUCUACCAGACAAUCCCAGAGCAAAGAACUUCGCUCUGUUGUGCUCAGGGAUGAAGGAAGUUUCCUACAUUAAUUCCAAACUGCUCGAGACCUGGGGCAAGGGUCAAAACAGGGAGCACAUCAGGGGAGGAGAUUACGCGA